CAUGCCAUCGAGCUGAAUCCCUCCAAGACGCUUCUGGCCACCGGCGGCGAAAACCCCAACAGCCUGGCCAUCUACCAGCUGCCCACCCUGGACCCCCUGUGCCUGGGCGACCGCCAUGGCCACAAGGACUGGAUCUUCGCCGUCGCCUGGCUGAGUGACACCGUAGCCGUGAGCGGCUCCCGCGACGGCACUGUGGCGCUGUGGCGGAUGGACCCGGACAUGUUCAAUGGCAGCAUUGCCUGGCACAGCGAGGUGGGUCUCCCCGUAUAUGCCCACAUCCGUCCGAAGGAUGUGGAGGCCAUACCCAGGGCCAGCACCAACCCCAGUAACCGCAAGGUGCGGGCCCUGGCCUUCAGCGGCAAGAACCAGGAGCUGGGAGCGGUGUCCUUAGACGGCUACUUCCACCUGUGGAAAGCCCGGAGCACACUAUCCAGGCUGCUGUCCAUCAGGCUGCCCUACUGCCGAGAGAAUGUGUGCCUGACCUACUGCGAUGAGUUGUCCCUCUACGCUGUGGGCUCCCAGUCCCACGUCUCCUUCCUGGAUCCGCGCCAGCGCCAGCAGAACAUCCGGCCCCUGUGCUCUCGAGAAGGUGGCACAGGCGUGCGGUCUCUGAGCUUCUACCAGCACAUCAUCACUGUGGGCACCGGCCAUGGCUCCCUGCUCUUCUAUGACAUCCGGGCCCAGAAGUUCCUGGAGGAGAGGGCCUCUGCCAGUCUGGACUCUACGCCGGGGCCCGCAGGGAGGAAGCUCAAGCUUGCCUGUGGCAGAGGCUGGCUCAACCAGGAUGACGUCUGGGUGAACUACUUUGGUGGCAUGGAAGAGUUCCCCAAUGCGCUCUACACCCACUGCUACAACUGGCCCGAGAUGAAGCUCUUUGUGGCUGGGGGGCCUCUCCCUUCAGGCCUCCAUGGGAACUACGCAGGCCUCUGGAGUUAAGGAUGAACGCCUUGUUCUCAAAGUGCACAGGUUUACCUUUCAGUUCCGCCUAACUUUCCUUCUUCAGGCUGCAUUUGUGCUUUUAACUUUGUGUGGCUUUUGUCUUCCAGGUGGAACCAGUCCAACUUACGUGUGCUUCGUGUAUUAGGCAGAUAAAGAGAGAGCGGGAGCAAGCCAGUGGGAGUGAGAGAGCACAAGUGGUCUUUUCGACAGUCAAAACUUUGGCUUUAAAUCUCUCAUUCACGUUUCCCAACAGCAGUAUAUUUUUGCCUUCUCAUUCAAAGAGUUUUGGCUAAAUCUUAAUUGUAUUCUGUCUUUCAGUGAUUCACAUACCCUCCUUCUUUAGGUUGAUGCAGUCUUCACUACUAUUCAGUACAUUAGUUUUAUCAAUAUUGCAAUAGUGUUCAGAUCUUUUGCACAUGUUAGAUGUGUGGUGUUUUGGGGAAAUGUGUGCUACAAAGCAUCUUUGGGGUUGUUUUGAGGAACUACCCAUCAUUUAUAGCCUUACUCUAAUUAGAAAAUGCACUUCAGGUUCUAGAUUGCCACCAUUCUAGUGUCGUACACACCAUUCUGCAGUGUGAUUCAUUUGGAUAUUGGAAACUGAAUGUCUAUUGUUUGUAUAUUGUUGAUGUGUAAAAUGCUUUAAAAAUAUGUUCUCUUAGUUAGAAAUCUUACAAUGUUGUUCAUACUAUUAAUCAACAAUUUUGGUUAUUCAGUAAAACUUUACUAUCCUCAGGCCUUCCGUGUUCUUAUUUAAAGCCGCUAUAUUAUGGCCUGCUUUUCUAUGCUACAGAUUUUCAGAACUAAUCAAUUCUGGUCUAUGUAUGUGGUAGGGCAAUCAAGGAGGUAUUUUUUGGGGUAUAUGGGGUAAACAUCUCUUUAAAUUCAGGUAGUUAUUUACAGUGAAAAGCCAGUUGUGGCAGUUGUGCUCAGAGUAGGUGUUGCUGAUUUUUUAUUACUGUAUACAUGGAUAAUUCUGUAUCCAGUAUGUGAUGUGUUGCAGAAAAAUAAAUAAAAUGUGUUCAUCAUCUUAGCAA
Messenger RNA from Mandrillus leucophaeus (drill), 1973 nucleotides. Its product is annotated as DDB1- and CUL4-associated factor 12-like protein 2. Gene Ontology annotation, cellular component: Cul4-RING E3 ubiquitin ligase complex. The record is from RefSeq and is a predicted model, not a curated record. Gene Ontology annotation, molecular function: protein binding. Bases 208 to 936 code for a protein of 242 amino acids. NCBI's taxonomy places the organism in Eukaryota, Metazoa, Chordata, Mammalia, Primates, Cercopithecidae. The transcript has a single exon.